AUGCCACUCUCGAAACAAGAAUUGAAAGAAAUUGAAACCACUUUAGUCAAGUUGCUUCGUGAAGAGAUCGGUCCUAUCGUCAAAACACAUACGGGUACCAAUUUCAGUUCAUACGAUGACAAGGCCAAUGAGGUUGAUUUAGUUACUGUGGUUGAUAAACAAGUGGAAGCUAUUAUCAAGAAGGAACUAAAUGCGAAAUACCCUAAUUUUAAAUUUAUCGGUGAAGAAAGCUACGUGGUUGGUGAGACUAAGAUAACUGCUGAUCCGACAUUUAUUGUCGACCCCAUCGAUGGGACUACAAAUUUCAUUCAUGGAUAUCCUUACAGUUGCACUUCUUUGGGUUUAGCUGAAAAUGGUAAACCUGUCGUCGGUGCGGUUUAUAACCCACAUUUGGAUCAAUUGUUCCAUGGAUCUAAGGGAAAUGGUGCAUAUUUGAAUGAAAAGAAGAUCGAUGUUAAGAAGAGACCAUUAACUUUGCAAAAAUCCGUAGUGGGAUUGGAAGGUGGAGCUGAAAGAACUGAAGGUCCUGAUGGAAACUUUGAUAAGAAGAUGGCUACUUACAAGAACCUAUUGAGUGAUAAAGGAGGUUAUGUUCAUGGGUUCAGAAGUGUAGGAAGUGCAGCAAUGAACAUGUGCUAUGUCGCUGCAGGUAUGUUAGAUUCAUAUUGGGAAGGUGGCUGCUGGGCCUGGGAUGUUUGUGCUGGUUGGUGUAUCCUGGAGGAAGCAGGCGGUAGAAUGGUUGGUGGUAAUAAGGAUGAAUGGCAAAUUCCAGUGGACAGAAGAUGCUACUUUGCCAUUAGAGGAGGUUGUGGAGAAGAAGAACAGACUGCUUAUGUGAAAUCUUUCUGGUCCCAAGUUGAAGGUCGUUUAGAAUAUUAA
This is a messenger RNA of Naumovozyma castellii, 879 nucleotides long. It is a transcript of the gene INM2, whose product is annotated as inositol monophosphate 1-phosphatase INM2. Bases 1 to 879 code for a protein of 292 amino acids. The transcript has a single exon. The record is from RefSeq and is a predicted model, not a curated record. Lineage: Eukaryota; Fungi; Ascomycota; Saccharomycetes; Saccharomycetales; Saccharomycetaceae.